GGCUCCGCUCCGCCUCGCCAGCCCCGAGCCGGGUGCCCCGGCCGCUCCUCCCGGCCUCCGCAGUCCCGGCCCGGCGGGCGGCAGCGGUGCCCCGCGAUGCUGCAGUGCAAACACGCGCAGGAGUUCAGCUUCGGGCCCCGCGCUCUGAAGGACGCGCUCAUCUCCACCGACCCCGCGCUGCAGGAGCUCUACGCCAAGGCCUUCUCCAGGGCGGAGAAGCUGUUCCUGUCCGAGGCCUACAACCCCCAGCGCACGCUAUUCUGCACGCUGCUCAUCCGCACGGCCUUCGACUGGCUGCUCAGCCACCCCGAUGCCCCCGAGGACUUUGAGACCUUCUACCACGCCGUGCUGAGGAGGAAGCAGAACUUCUGUCGAAAGCACAUUUACCUGCAGCCCAUAGAUUUAAUUGAAGGGCCUGCUGGGCUCUCACUGCUGGAUUCCCUCCAGAGCUGUGUGGAGUCUUUUUUCCUGGGUCUGCGUGUGAAGUGCCUUCCCUCCAUCCCAGUCUCUUCCAUCCACUGCUGCUUCCGCCACAGCCGGGACUCGGACAGGGUGCAGCUCCACGCAGAUGGGAUCCUGAAUUUCCUGAAGAACAACAAGCCCAUGGAUGCACUGUGUGUCCUUGGACUUACCCUGCUGGACCUUUACCCAUGUGAGACCUGGAGCUUCACAUUCAGCAAAUUCCUGCCAGGACAAGAAGUGGGAGUCUGCAGCUUUGCCAGGUUUUCUGGGGAUUUCCCCCAGGCUGGUUGUAGCAGCUUGAACCCACCCACGCAGAAGGAAGAGCUGUGUGAAGUCAGCAAGGAGGGCAGAGACCGGACCUUGCAGUUCAGCGCCCAGGAGAUGGUCCAGUGCUGUAAGGUGACCUGCCACGAGAUCUGCCACCUGAUGGGGCUGGGGACGUGCCGCUGGCUGCAGUGCAUCAUGCAGGGUGCCCUGAGCCUGGACGAGGCCCUGCUGCGGCCCCUGGAGCCCUGCCCCAUCUGCCUGAGGAAGCUGCAGCACGUCGUGGGCUUCAAACUCAUCGAGCGCUACAGGAAGCUCUAUGCUUGGACACAGACUGUGCUGUCCACGUGGCCAAGGCAGGAGUCAGCAGAGCUGUCUGCCUCAGAGGACAUCCCCCCGUUCAGCUCUGACUCUGGGAUGUGCUGUGAGAACGACUCCGAGGCCGUGACCUCCCUGUCGGAGCCGCUGACCCCCGACACCUGCAGCCAGGGCCUGUCCAUCGGGCUGGAGCUGGAGCAGGACGAGCAGCCGGGCUCACUGCCGGAGGCACAGAGCCAGCCCCGGCUCCCUGGGCACACCAAGGCCACGGACACCAUCAAGGAUUACGAGCUGUGGCUGGAGAUGUGCAUUGCUGCCCUGGAGAGGAACGUCUCUGAGGAGGAACUGGCUCAAGUGGACAAGACCGUGGAUGCCCUGGCGAAGUGGGAAAUGUUUACAGGCCAGCUGCCUGCUAUGAGGAAGGACCUGCCCUUUGCUAGGGACAGCACCGGGCUACGCAAAGUUCUCGGGGACAAAUUUUCCUCCUUGCGGAGGAAGCUGAGCUCCAGAAAACUGUCCAAGGGGGAGUCAUCCCCUCAGCGCUGGCGGUGGGAGGACAAUUAGGCUGGGGCUGCCUUGGGCCAGCUUUGCUCACACCACUGCCCGGCUUCCAGCCUUCCUCACCCCAAGCUGUUGCUGUCUCAGAGAAACAGCAGCUCCCCACAGGAAUAAAAGGUGUUUUGUUUUCUGACAUUGCUAA
Molecule: messenger RNA, 1744 nt
Organism: Parus major (Great Tit)
Lineage: Eukaryota; Metazoa; Chordata; Aves; Passeriformes; Paridae
Gene: AMZ1
Product: archaelysin family metallopeptidase 1
Exons: 7
Coding region: 97-1608 (503 amino acids)
Biological process (GO): proteolysis
Molecular function (GO): metallopeptidase activity
Source: RefSeq, a predicted model, not a curated record